AUGGCAACAAAAGAUCCAACUAGCGGCAAAAUCCCAGCUCAAGCUGGUGCUGGCGAACAACAAGAAUACAAAAUUCGUAUUACGUUAACAUCUCGUAAUGUCAAAUCGCUCGAAAAAGUCUGUGCCGAUUUAAUUCAAAAGGCUAAAGACGAAGAAAUCCGUGUCAAAGGACCCGUACGUAUGCCAACCAAAGUCUUACGUAUAACAACACGUAAAACACCAUGUGGUGAAGGUUCAAAAACUUGGGAUCGUUUUCAAAUGCGCAUUCACAAACGUGUCGUUGAUUUACAUUCAAAAUCAGAAAUUGUUAAACAAAUUACAUCAAUUAGCAUUGAACCAGGUGUAGAUGUUGAAAGAUAUACCCAUCUAGAAAAGAAACAUAGAAUACAGAUGAACACAUAUAAUCAAUUACCAACGGCAUGCGAUGUACAAUCAGAUGUUUACAAGAGUAAUUAUGAAGCCAUGUCCAAAACAGUCAGUGAAUUGAAAACCGUUAUCAAGCGUAUUACGCUUGGCGGUAAUGACGAUGCUCGGAAACGGCAUACUUCAAAGAAUAAAUUAUUAGCGCGCGAUAGAAUCGAUAAAUUACUUGAUCCAAAUACUCCGUUUCUUGAAUUGUCACAACUAGCUGGCUAUCAGUUAUAUGGCGACGAAGAAGUUCCCGCUGCUGGUCUUAUCACGGGUAUUGGUCAAAUUGAAGGACGGGAAUGUGUAGUUGUUGCAAAUGAUGCAACAGUAAAAGGUGGAUCUUAUUACCCAAUGACAGUGAAGAAACAACUGCGUGCUCAAGAAAUAGCACGAGAAAAUCGAUUACCUUGCAUUUAUCUUGUUGAUAGUGGCGGUGCUAAUUUACCACGUCAAGCAGAUGUUUUUCCAGAUAAAGAACAUUUCGGACGUUUGUUCUAUAAUCAAGCAACAAUGAGCGCUGCCGGUAUCCCGCAAAUUGCUGUCGUUAUGGGUAGUUGCACAGCCGGUGGUGCUUAUGUUCCUGCGAUGGCUGAUCAGUCUAUAAUCGUUCGUCGGCAAGGAACUAUUUUUCUUGCCGGUCCACCACUAGUGAAGGCUGCAACUGGUGAAGUUGUAUCAGCAGAAGAUCUUGGCGGUGGUGACCUUCAUUGUCGUCAAUCUGGUGUGACAGACUACUAUGCUAUGGAUGAUAGUCAUGCUUUGCAUUUAACAAGACGUGCUGUGGCCAAUUUGAAUUAUAUAAAACCACAACAAGUUCUGAUGAAACCGUCCGUUGAGCCACUCUAUCCAGCAGACGAAUUAUACGGCAUUGUUGGAGAUAAUCUCAAACGUGUAUAUGAUGUUCGUGAAGUCAUUGCUCGAAUUGUUGACGGUAGCGAAUUCGAUGAAUUUAAGAAAUUAUAUGGAGAAACAUUGGUGACAGGUUUUGCUCGUAUUCACGGCUAUCCAGUUGGUAUAUUAGGUAAUAAUGGAGUUCUAUUCUCAGAAUCCGCUCUCAAAGGCGCUCACUUUAUUGAACUAUGCUCUCAACUGAAAAUUCCACUACUCUUUUUACAAAACAUCACCGGUUUUAUGGUUGGACGCGAAGCAGAAGCUGGUGGCAUUGCCAAAAAUGGUGCGAAAUUAGUUACUGCUGUUGCUUGUGCUCAAGUGCCCAAGAUUACUGUCAUUGUCGGAGGCAGUUACGGAGCUGGCAAUUAUGGUAUGGCUGGACGAUCUUAUAGUCCACGAUUUCUCUACAUGUGGCCUAACGCACGAAUAUCAGUUAUGGGUGGUGAACAAGCAGCUCAAGUUCUCACCCAAAUAACUGCUGAGCAACGUAAAAGACAGGGGCAGAAAUUUACCAGUGAAGAAGAACAAAAAAUCCGUGAACCAAUUCUUCGCAAAUACGAGCAUGAAGGUUCACCCUACUAUUCGUCCGCACGUCUUUGGGACGAUGGCGUCAUCGAUCCCGUCGAUACUCGACUUGUCUUAGGUCUAAGUCUUAGUGCUUCAUUGAACGCACCCAUCCCAGAGACACGUUUUGGCAUCUUCCGAAUGUAA
This is a messenger RNA of Adineta ricciae, 2010 nucleotides long. NCBI's taxonomy places the organism in Eukaryota, Metazoa, Rotifera, Eurotatoria, Adinetida, Adinetidae. The record is from the annotation of a GenBank genome assembly.